Molecule: messenger RNA, 9993 nt
Organism: Equus caballus (horse)
Lineage: Eukaryota; Metazoa; Chordata; Mammalia; Perissodactyla; Equidae
Gene: C6
Product: complement C6
Biological process (GO): complement activation
Cellular component (GO): membrane attack complex
Molecular function (GO): protein binding
Source: RefSeq, a predicted model, not a curated record
GGGCUCCCCAGCCUGUCCUAGCAACGGUAAAUAUCAUUUCUCGAGCCUCUGGGGCAUGCACAAAAGAAAACAAUAAGAAAUAAGGGAUUCGAGACAUUUACAAGGAGACGAAAAGGAAGAACCUGCAGUUGGGGGCAAACUAGAGCAUCCUCUGAACCUGUCGGGUAAGAUGUGCCGAACUGCUUUAUGGACGAAUCUUUCAUGUGACUCAAGUACUUCUAAACGUGACAGGGCCUGGGGGCUCUCAAGGCAUGGCCAGACACUCCAUCCUGUAUUUCAUCCUGCUGAGUGCUCUGAUUGACAAGAGCCAGGCCUGUUUCUGUGAUCAUUACCCAUGGACUCAGUGGUCUAGCUGCUCAAAGACCUGCAAUUCUGGAACCCAGAGCAGAUGGAGACAAAUAGUAAUAGAUCAGUACUAUCUGGAUAACUCUUGUGACCAGCUUUGCACCAAGCAGGAGACUAGAGAAUGUAACUGGCAAACUUGUCCUAUCAACUGCCUCCUGGGAGAUUACGGACCUUGGUCAGAUUGUGAUCCUUGUGUUGAAAAACAGUUUAAGGUUAGAUCCAUUUUGCAGCCCAGUCAGUUUGGGGGACAACCAUGUUCGGAGCCCCUGAUGACCUUUCGACCAUGCAUUCCGUCCAAGCUCUGCAAAAUCGAAGAGAUUGACUGCAAGAAUAAAUUCCGCUGUGACAGUGGCCGCUGCAUUGCCAGCAAGUUAGAAUGCAAUGGAGAAAAUGACUGUGGAGACAACUCAGAUGAAAGGAAUUGUGGGAGAAAAAAAGCAGUAUGCUCACGGAAGUAUGAUCCCAUCCCUAGUGUCCAGUUGAUGGGCACUGGGUUUCAUUUUCUGGCAGGAGAGCCCAGAGGAGAAGUCCUUGCUAACUCUUUCACUGGAGGAAUAUGUAAAACUGUCAAAAGCAGUAAAGCAAGUAAUCCAUACCGUGUUCCGGCCAAUCUGGAAAGUGUCAACUUUGAGGUACAAACUAAAGAAGAUGAUUUGGAAACAGAUUUCUACAAGGAUUUAAUUCCCCUUGGAAAGAAUGAAAAUCAACAAGCCUCAGCUUCAGGCGUAGGGAGCAGCAAUUUUCAUUUCCCUGUUUUUUAUUCCUCAAAAAGAAGUGAAAUCUCUACCCAUAGCUCUGCCUUCAAACAAGCUAUUCAAGCCUCCCACAAAAAGGAUUCGAGUUUUAUUAGGAUCCAUAAAGUGAUAAAAGUCUUAAACUUCACAAUGAAAACUAAAGAUCUGCAGCUUUCUGAUGUCUUUUUGAAAGCACUUAACCAUCUGCCUCUAGAGUACAACUCUGCUUUGUAUAGCCGAAUAUUUGAUGACUUCGGGACUCACUAUUUCAUCUCCGGCUCCCUGGGCGGCGCGUAUGACCUCCUCUAUCAGUACAGCAGCGAGGAACUGAGGAACUCAGGUCUAACAGAGGAAGAAGUCCAACACUGUAUCCGGAUUGAAACAAAGAAACGUUUUCUUUUUGUUAAGAAAACAAAAGUGGAACACCGGUGCACCACGAACAAGCUGUCAGAGAAAUAUGAAGGUUCGCUUUUGCAGGGAGCUGAGAAAUCCAUAUCCCUGGUUCGAGGCGGGAGGAGUCAGUAUGCAGCAGCUUUGGUGUGGGAGAAAGGGAGCUCUGGGCCCGAGGAGAAAGUGUUUUCUGAGUGGUUAGAAUCAGUGAAGGAAAAUCCUGCUGUGAUUGACUUUGAGCUUGCUCCCAUCUCGGACUUGGUAAGAAACAUCCCCUGUGCGGUGACAAGACGGAACAACCUCAGGAAAGCUUUUCGAGAAUAUGCAGCCAGGUUUGACCCUUGCCAGUGUGCUCCAUGCCCUAAUAAUGGCCGCCCCACGCUCUCGGGGACCGAAUGUCUGUGUGUGUGCCAGAGCGGCACAUACGGCGAGAACUGCGAGAGACGCUCCCUGGAUUAUAAAUCUACUGCUGUGGAUGGGUACUGGGGUUGUUGGUCUUCCUGGAGCCCGUGCGAUGCUACUUAUAAGAGAUCAAGGACCCGACAGUGCAACAACCCUGCCCCGCAGCGAGGAGGGAAGCCCUGUGACGGGGAGAGGCGGCAAGAGGAGCGCUGCACAUUUUCAAUAAUGGAGAACACUGGACAACCAUGUAUCAGUGAUGAUGAAGACGUAAAGGAAAUAGACCUUCCUGAGAUAGAGUCCGAUUCAGGGUGUCCUCAGCCAGUUCCUCCAGAAAAUGGAUUUAUCCGGAAUGAAAAGAAACUGUACUCAGUUGGGGAAGAAGUUGAAAUUUUAUGCCUUACUGGGUUCCAAACUGUUGGAUACCAGUACUUCAGAUGCUUACCAGACAGGACCUGGAGGCGAGGAGAUGUGGAAUGCCAACGGACGGGGUGCCUCAAGCCAGUCGUGCAGGAAGUCCUGACAGUCUCGCCAUUUCAGAGAUUAUAUAAAAUUGGUGAAUCCAUUGAGCUAACCUGCCCUAAAGGCUUUGUUGUUGCUGGGCCGUCAAGGUACACAUGCAGUGGGGAUUCCUGGAUGCCACCCAUUUCAGACUCACUCACCUGUGAAAAAGAUAUUCUGACAAAAUUAAAGGGCCGUUGUCAGCCAGGACAAAAACAGUUGGGAUCUGAAUGUGUUUGCAUGUCUCCAGAAGAAGAUUGUAGCCAUUAUUCAGAAGAUCUCUGUGUGUUUGAUACAGACUCCGAUCAUUACUUUACUUCACCCACUUGUAAGUUUUUGGCCAAGAAAUGUUUAAAUUAUCAGCAACUCCAUUUUCUACAUGUUGGUUCCUGCCAAGAUGGUCCACAGCUGCAAUGGGGUCUUGAAAGGACAAAACUUUCAUCCAAUAGCACAAAGAAAGAAUCCUGUGGCUACGACACCUGUUACGACUGGGAAAAAUGUUCAGCCCCCACUUCCAAAUGUGUCUGCCUACUACCGCCCCAGUGCUUCAAGGGUGGACACCAACUCUACUGUGUCAAAAUGGGAUCAUCAACCAGUAAGAAAACAGUGAACAUCUGUGAAAUAGGAGCUGUAAGAUGUGCCAACAGAAAAGUGGAAAUACUGCAUCCUGGGAGGUGUUUGGUCUAACACAAUUACUGAUAAACAGAUUUGCCAUCCAAAAAUAAUCCCUACAAAAGGGCAUUCUUGUACAAACAACAGACUGGCAGGCCCAGAAGUUACUGACAAAUUCUCUUGUGUUAGUUUCAUGUAAUUACUCUCCCCUACCUCUCCUGUCUUAGCCUCCUCUAUCCAGUUCCAGCAUAUGACCCCCUGUAGCACACUCCUAGGUAAUAACUUUCACGUCAAUCUAGCAAAUUCCUCUGUUCAGGUUGCACUAAAAUGAUGGAACUUCCAAGGACUUUAUGAAGCCUGCAGUAUUAAGCAUCCUCACAAGUAGAAAUAGGAACAAAAACCAUAAUUUCCUUCAGCGAAUUAGUAAACACGGAAAUCUACAACAACUUGUAAAACACAUUCUUGAAACUGAACCUUCAUGCAUUCAUUCAGCAAAUAUUUCGGAAUGUCUAUAAUGGGCUAAGUACUGUUUCAGGUGCUGGGGAGUCAGCAGUGAACAAAACAGACAAAAGCCCUCGUGAAGCUCACGUUCACGUGGAAGAAGAUCUACAAAAAAUAAAACAGGCAGGUAAAAUAUAUAGUAGGUUUGAUGGUGAUAAUUGUAUGGAAAAAUAAUGCAGGGAAGGGUGAAUCCUAUCCUUAAGCCUUAUCUCAUGCAAGCAAAUAUUCCAUAGUAAUAAGCAUCACAUUAAGGAUGAUUGCACUCAAGUGGAAAUUACCCUGUUUAAAGUAGUUAAGAAUAAACUUUGGAAUUCCAUUUUCUUAGCAAGGAGAAAAAAGAUUCAGCUUGUAAGCUGAAGUGUGUGAUGGAUGGAAAAUCAUAAGAUAAUUUUGAAGGAAUAAUUUUUAAAGUCAGUCAGAUCUUUCGUCUUAGGCCAUGUCAAGUAGACGCCCAUAUUGUCGUUUUGGAUUGGAGAAGAGAAGAUUCUUUGAAAGAGCAGUUCUCAAAUAUUAGUGUGCUCGGAAUCACCUGAAGCUCUUGUUAAUACACAUCCCUGUGACUGACCCCCAGUUUCUGGUUCAGUAGGUCUGGGGUGGAGCCUGAGAAUUUGUGUUUCUAACAACUUUCCAGGUAGUACUGCUGAUGAUCAUGAGGGGAUCACAUUUGAGAAUACUUAGUUUAGAAAUGGAAUCAUCAACCAGCUAAUCCUGAUUACUAAUUGAUCUCAAAACCUUAGCCAGCCAAUGUCUAAGCAGGUGAGUGGAAACACAUUCCCUUCCUCUAAAACUCAUUGGGAUUCCCACCUCGUGGAAGGGGGCUAUGAACUACAGCUCCCUGGUGGCACCCACGCUAGACUGUUUUACAUUUGGAUUCCCACCUCGUGAAAGGGGGCUGUGAACUACAGCUCCCUAGUGGCACCCACACUAGACUGUUUUACAUUUGGAUUCCCACCUCAUGGAAGGGGGCUGUGAGCUACAGCUCCCGGGUGGCACCCACACUAGACUGUUUUACAGGAAAUGCAGCUCCUCUUCGAUCUCCUUAAUCAAAGGAUGUUAGCAAAAUCUAAAACAUCUUGUAAUAUCAAAGGAGAAGAAUGAGAAAGGAAAAAGCCUAGAAACAGAAAACAUAUUUUCCUGGUAUAACAGCAACUGAGUGGGAACUUUUCUUUUUCUAGGAGUCUGUAACCUAUCUUUUUCCCAGGGAAGCCACUCCACUCCCUCCUCACUACAGGAGUGGUACAGACCACACUUUUAAGCCUCAAGCCUUUGGCACUCCCAAGACCCCAGAUAGAGGGCAAAAAGGAAUUAAAUACUCUCACAUCCUAAGGAAAGCCACUAACAACUGACUCAAGGAACUUUCCUCAGAACUGCUGUACCCAACUCUCACACCAGCCCCACACCUCUCCAGGCUAUACAGCAGGACUAUGGGCAGAGGGAGGGGAGCCAUGGGGAUCUGCAGCCACAUGAAUGCAGUGCUCAUAGUGAAAGUCCUCCUCCUCUCCUGUGCUUUUCCUCCCGUUGGUGAAGAGGAGGAUGAUGCUGAAAGUACCCACUGAAGCUAGGCAACUGAAGCCCCGAGAGAAUCAUUUGUAGGGUGUGGGGUCGCAAGGAUAUAUGGUCCUGCCCUCGCUGGCUGGAUGCUGUGGAAUCUUAGAGCUGCCGCUGGUGAGCAGGGCGCUGGAGGAGUUCCCAGAGAUGUGGAUCCAUACCACUGGUGGAGUUCUCCCUUACAUGAGCACAAGACCACUUCCUGCCUAGCGAGUGCUGAGGGCAGGAUGCUUACAAGAGAAGCCUGCACCAUUUUCAUAGCAGGGAGUGGUGUGGCAUGACUGGGUGCAGCCCUUGCUCUAUCUGAAUCCCAAGGCAUAGGGAAGGAAUGGAGAACUUUGGUACUGCUGGCUCAGCAGGAAGGAAUACAGAGAAGAGGAAAGGCAGGAGCUCUGAGGCCAUCCUGAGUCUUGAACAUAAACCUAUGGAAAGUACCAAAAGGAGCCACAGCUGCCUCUCUCACAGGGAGUUCUGGGGGACAGAGUGGGUAGGGGUAAACCAAAACACCACCCCAAGAAACACAGGAGCCACCAAUAACAUAGAACCAGAUUUAGUAAGAACAAGUCCAGAGGUGAUGCUCCGUCACUGUUUAUUACAUCAAAUAACUCCUGCCAUCUCUUCUGGGUCCACUUCCUUGCUUCCAAUACCAGACAGCCAGACCCAGCAGAUCAAGGGGAGGGGAGUGUCCUAGAAUGAGGCAUGCUCCUCCCCAUCACUUCUCUGAUGCCAGAGGGGUUAUAAACAGACAAGAGCAACCCUGGUACCCUCCAGACCCCACGUCUUCAGAUCCACAAGCCUGGCUGACCCUGGAGGCGGAGAAAGAGAUAAGAUGUAAAUUGGAUAUGACAGUAGAGACUUAAACUGGACCAACUUUUGAAAACAGAAACUGACCAGAAAUCUACAUGGCCUGUCCCAGACAUGAAGCAUGAGAAAACCGGAAUUUGGCAGAACAUAGUGAAAGCUGUGAGCAUGGCAUUAGUUUUCUAGGACUGACAUAACAAAGUACCACAAACUGCAUGACUUAAAACAAGGAAAUAUAUUGUCUCACAGUGAAGAAAUCUGAAAUUAAUGUGUCAGCAGUGCCAUGUUCUCGGAAAUCUGUGGGAUAGAAUUCUUCUUUGCCUUUUCUGGGUUUUGGCGUUUGUCAGAAAUCCUUGGCAUUCCUUGGCUUGGAGAUGCAUCACUCCAGUCUCCGCCUCCAUAAUCACUUGGCUGUCUUCAUCGUCUUCCUUCUGUGCACAUCUGUCUACCCAAAUUUGCAUUGUCUUGUGAGGACAGCACUCAUGUCGGCUCAGGCCCACUCUAAUGGCCUCAUCUUACUUGGAUUACAUCUGCACAGACCCUAUUUCUAAAUCAAGUCACAUUCACAGGUACCAGGGUUUUGGACUUUAAUGUAUCUUUUUUUUGCAGACACAGUUUAACCUAUAGCACUGUGAUUGGGGAAAACAAAAUGUUUUCUUUUUGCACCCCAUAAUAUAAUCGAAGGUUUAUACCAGCUAUUACACUCAUAUUGUUUGAUUAAAAUCAGUCAUGCUUGCUUUAAAGUGUUUUAUUCUUUUACUUGUAGCAAUCUUCCCUUUUAAUGGUGAUUAGUUAGUCUUUUUGCCACUUUAGUUACCUUUGUUUCAAAGGAUUUUUUGAGUGCGCUAAUCCAUUAAAGUUUGCAUUAGGCUGAUUUGCAUUCCAUUUACCAGUGGAAUUUUUCACUCUGAUAUUAAUAUUAAUACAGCAAUUUAGUACAAGUGUUAAGAGCUAGUGAUAAAAUUGUCAUCAUGAAGCAGAGAGCAAACCUGAAACAUAUUAAAUACCUGGAAUUUGGACCUAGAAUCUCUAACGCUGUCCUAGAAGAUUAAAUAAAUUCUAGAUGAGAGGUAACAGCUUUAUCCUCUUGGGCUACCAGAGAUGAAUACCAACCAUUCAUGCUUAUAGCUUAAGUAACUGGAAACCAAUUCAGGUCUUUUUUUUAAAUAUGGAUUGUAAUUUUUGUUGAUUCUGCCAGAUAUUGACAAAAUAAAUGAGACCUCCAUUUAAAGAAUUUUAUAGAUAGAAUGCUAUUUAUCUCACAGAUCCUAGGAGCAGAGCUCUAAGACUAUGAUUUUAAAAUUCCAGUCCUCUGGUGAGGUGACAUUCAAGUUUAACUAAAGAGUUCCUCUUUUUGGCAGACUUUAGUAAAGCUCUCUAAAUUUUAGAAUAUGUUACUGUUUUUUUCUCCUUCUACAAAAGCCUGCAACUCCCACAAUCACCUUUCUUUAGUUUUAAAGAUUGAGCUCUUCUGUUAUACCCAGAAGAGCAGCCACAAGCUAAACCUAAUCCACAUCCCUUCCUCAAUUCAAAUUCUGAGUAAUGAGAAUCUCACAGACCAUGAUGUCUCCAGUUGGUGUUGGGCACCAAAUACCCUGAAGCUUGAUUAAUUGGAUUCGAAAUGGCUGGCUCUCUCUAAGGUCACCUUCAUUCUUUUGGAAUACGUUGUGUGUGGAAUCAAUGAGGCAUCAAUCUUCUAACCAAACAAAUGGCCUGCAAAAUUAUGCUUGUAUCCAUUUUAUUUCAUGAGAGUGAGACAGGCCACUGCUAUCCUAUUUGUCUUCUUGACAAGUUCUAGCUGCACAGCUUCGGUUCCACGUGUCAAAUGUCAGUUAGUAGAGGUAUGUGUCACCAAUCAAGGGACUCCAAGGAACAGAUGGUGCCUUGAAAGUCAUGCUCACAAAGAUUUAUAUAGAAAGAUGUUCAUCACGACAUUAUUUUUAAUAGCAAAAAAUGACAGAGUCUAAAUGUCCAAUAAUAAAUUAUGGCCCCUCCAUAUGAUGGGACAGUAUGAGACCACUGACAAGCAUCUUUUAAAAAAAGAUAGGAAAGGACAUAAUAAAAGAUGACAAACCAGGCUACUAUACUAUAUAUAAUUACAGCUAUGUAAAUUGUGUGUGUAUGAAAGCCUUUAAAAACAACGAUUGGGAAAACAAAUCUCUGGAAUUUAGAGUUAUUUUCAUUUCCUUAUUUAUAUUUUUCUGUACUUCUAGAUUUUCUACAAUCAGCAGGCAUUUUUUCUGAAUAAUUGGGCAUGAAAACUCAUCCUAAAAAUUUUUGCUUCUACUUAGGUGAAAAGAACAGAUAGCUAAUUCUGCUUGUAUAGACACACUGAUGACAAAUUGGCCUUGGAGUUCAAGCCAGCCUCAUUGGUCUAGACCUGCCCACACGAGGCAGGUAGUAGCUUUCAGCCAGCCAUGUAAGCCUCACAUGCAUUCAUUCAUUCAUUCACAAGCAUUUUCUGAAUACCUGCUAAGCCACGAGAGUUAGGUCUAUAAUCAUGCAGAGAUUUUUGGAGAGGUUUAUGGUAUACUGGGCAGAUUUUAAAGGUAUACUUAAACCAGUAUUACACAAAAUAGAAAGCAUUGAGUUACUAUUAAAAACUUACAGGUACCGAUAACAUCCUUAGGAAAUAAAAAAACUGGACAGUUUAACAAAAUAAAAUUGAGCCUAAAUUCUCAAAGUUUGAUAACAGUUGGAGAUACUGAGUAGCUGUUUGAACAUGGACUGAGUUCUUCUGAGACUCAGUUUCCUCUUGUGAAAAUAGGGACAAUACCAGUCAACUCAUUCUAUUUGUUCUGAGGAUUGGCAAUAUAUAUAUAUUGCAACUACUAAAGAGCCUAGAAUAAAAUGUGCAUUCAACUACUUGGGUGUUAUCAUUUAAUGCCGAUAGAGAAGAGUGACUGGACUUCACCUCUUAUUUCCCACCACAUGAGACACUUCCUCUAUCGCCAAUCUUGUCUUGAAGCCCAAUUUAUUAAGGAGCCCAUGGAUUUGCUUAGCGUGCUCAAGAGAGAGAGAUGGCUGGAGGAUUCAGACUCCACAUCUAACUAAGCUGAUGAAAUGUGCGUGUUCACUGUGCUCACGCAGGCGUGACCACAAUGCUCAACAUCAGCCAUAAACGUUUUAAGUUCUCUUUGGAAUGAAUCACCCUUCAUGCCAAAUAAAUGGAGGUGACCCAAUGUUUACAAUUGAAAACCUGACAAUCUGUGAUAUCAAAGCAAUAUGAACAGAAGAUCCAUAAACAGAAAGUGAAGAGCAAAUUCAACUGGGUAGCUGGAAAUAACACUCGAAGGAUUGCUUGCUUAAUACCACCCUUGCAUGAUGGAACAACAUAGUGGAUUUGGAAAAGACUACAUUUUACCUAAAACAUGAGGGUAAAGCCAUAUCAGAGUUCAAAGCCAGGAGACCGGAAUUUGUCUCCUCUGUGAAGCUGUUAUUUGUAAUAACACCAGGAUCUAAAGCACCACCCUAACUGAAACAUCUCCGUUUUGUUUAUAACAACUGAAAACUAAUUCUUGCUUUGGGACUUGUCUCCUCUUCUACCAAAAGGCAGUGAUUCACACUGAUACAUCUUUGCAAUUGUCAAAAGUGCUACUCACCAGUGUGGCUGGCUCUCCGUCUCCCAGGGACCUGGUAGGAUCAUACUUCUUGGCUCCUGUGGGUUGGGGUACCACGUAAUUGGUUCUGACUAAUGAAAUGUGAGCAGGAGUACAUGUUUAGCUUCUGGACAAAACAUGUAAUUGUUGGCAUGAAGAUUCCCCAAAAGCCCGCCUUUCACUGUGGCACAUUUGAAAUGGUGGCUGCUCCAUCAACCUGAGUCUCUGAGUCACUAACAUGAGCAGAGUCCUCUAGUCUAGAGAACUCUGUCAAACUUCUGUGGGUAUGUGGCAUGAGCAAAAAGUAAACCUUUCUGAGAUUUGGGAGUGGUUUAUUUGUUACAUUAUUACCUAUCCUACUUGUCUGUCUAUAAGUGUAACAAAUGACAUGAUGACAUUAGAUGCUGAUCUCUUUCAUGUCCCCAAAUUACAUUCCAGAACACUUUCAGCUUUCUAUGGGCAUUAUUGAGUAAAUAGGAAUUGCUAUUGCUUUGAACAUGGCCUGUAAUCAUUACUAUGCUUGGGAAAAAAUACAGAAAUAAAUUAAAAUUAGAAAAAGGGAA